AUGGAGGCCGCCGCUGUUCAAACAUUCUUCAAUGUGACAUCGCCUCUACAACAUGCUAUCACGAUAGAUAAUUCAUGGCGCUCGCCUCUCCUGCGCCUGCCUUCCGAGCUUCGUAAUCGUAUCUACGACUACGUCCUCGGCGGCGUCUACUGGAACUUGACCGACGUAGCUCCUCCCAGAGGACCGCUUCCUCCCCCACUGCGUUUCCCAGAGACCUACGGCGCACUGCUUCGCGUCAGCCGCCAGAUAUUUAUUGAAACCGCCACUCUACCAUUCUCGCUCGGCUCAUUCCAGGCCUGGGAUAAACCAGCCAGUGUCAGGUUUACAGCCAUGCAAUGGUCUGCGAUUACAUCGUUGGUUUUCCAUGUGAGCUGGAGUGUGACGAUUUAUUGGGCGAUGGGAUGGUGUAUCACAAACGGGGACUUUGAGUUCUUAGAUACGAUGCCGCACCUUGAGAACGUGCUUGUCAAUGUGACAGACUUUUAUGGAGAGAAGUUCCGGGAGCAGAACAGGAGGAAUGGUCAGAUGGCAGGACCUGGGACGAUGACGAAGAAGGACUUGGUGAAUUGGUUGAACAGGGCGCUGAAUACCAACAAACGUCGUCACAUUAAGUUCAGGGUUGGAUUUUGUCAGUAA
Molecule: messenger RNA, 636 nt
Organism: Parastagonospora nodorum SN15
Lineage: Eukaryota; Fungi; Ascomycota; Dothideomycetes; Pleosporales; Phaeosphaeriaceae
Exons: 2
Coding region: 1-636 (211 amino acids)
Source: RefSeq, a predicted model, not a curated record